ACGUUAGUCAACCGAGUUUCCGGUACAGAUCGGGUAGUUCCAUAUCGCCCGGCGGAAUUGUAUACGUUUUGAUAGAUUGACGAUAAUCCUCAUCUGCGAAGAUGUCCAAAAGACAUCGCUUGGAUUUAGGCGACGAUCACUCCACCAGUAAGAAGAGGUCUGAUGGAAGAGACCGAGAUCGUGACAGAGACCGCGAGGACCGCUCCAGGGACAGGGAUCGAGAUAGGGAUCGUGACAGGGACAGAGACCGGGACAGAGACCUGAAGCCUUCUAGCGUGCCCUCUAACAGCAUGGCAGCUGCAGUGGGCAUACAACCCCUCAAACAGAUGGCGGUGCACCAGCAGAUUAAUCCGUUUACCAAUUUACCGCACACACCACGUUUUUAUGAGAUCCUGAAAAAGAGGUUACAGCUUCCUGUGUGGGAGUACAAGGAGAGCUUCAGCGACAUCAUUACACGUCACCAGAGCUUUGUCCUUGUCGGAGAAACUGGCUCUGGAAAAACGACACAGAUCCCUCAGUGGUGCGUGGACAUGGUGAGAGGUUUGCCUGGUCCUAAACGAGCAGUGGCCUGUACUCAGCCCAGAAGAGUGGCAGCCAUGAGUGUGGCUCAAAGAGUGGCAGACGAAAUGGACGUGAUGCUCGGACAGGAAGUCGGUUACUCUAUCCGAUUUGAGGACUGUAGCUCUGCCAAGACUAUAUUGAAGUACAUGACAGAUGGUAUGUUAUUAAGAGAGGCUAUGAAUGACCCACUGCUGGAGCGAUAUGGUGUGAUCAUUUUGGAUGAGGCCCACGAGCGAACUUUGGCCACAGAUAUCCUGAUGGGAGUUCUCAAGGAGGUGGUGCGUCAAAGAGCGGAUCUGAAGGUGAUUGUCAUGAGUGCCACGCUAGAUGCUGGAAAGUUCCAGGUUUACUUCGACAACUGUCCCCUGCUGACUAUUCCUGGGCGUACGCACCCUGUGGAGAUCUUCUACACCCCUGAACCAGAGCGAGAUUACCUUGAGGCAGCAAUCCGUACUGUCAUUCAGAUUCAUAUGUGUGAGGAAGAGGAGGGUGACUGCCUCCUCUUCCUCACCGGUCAAGAGGAAAUUGACGAGGCCUGCAAGCGAAUCAAGCGUGAGGUUGAUGACCUUGGACCUGACGUUGGAGACAUUAAAAUCAUUCCACUGUAUUCCACGCUGCCACCACAGCAGCAGCAAAGGAUCUUCGAGCCGCCUCCCCCGAGGAAGCCCAAUGGUGCAAUAGGAAGAAAGGUCGUCGUGUCAACAAACAUUGCUGAAACCUCUCUAACAAUUGAUGGUGUGGUGUUCGUCAUUGAUCCUGGAUUUGCUAAACAGAAGGUCUACAAUCCUCGUAUCCGAGUUGAGUCUUUGCUUGUCACCGCCAUCAGUAAAGCUUCUGCCCAGCAGAGGGCGGGACGAGCUGGCAGAACACGUCCAGGAAAAUGUUUCCGCCUCUACACAGAGAAGGCCUACAAAACAGAGAUGCAGGAUAACACAUAUCCAGAGAUUCUUCGAUCCAACCUGGGAUCUGUUGUGCUGCAGCUGAAAAAGCUUGGUAUUGACGACCUGGUGCAUUUUGAUUUCAUGGAUCCCCCAGCUCCUGAAACAUUAAUGAGGGCCCUGGAACUGCUGAAUUACCUCGCUGCUCUCAAUGAUGAUGGUGACCUGACGGAGCUAGGCUCCAUGAUGGCGGAGUUUCCCCUGGACCCCCAGCUGGCUAAGAUGGUCAUUGCCAGCUGCGAGUUUAACUGCUCUAAUGAGAUCCUUUCCAUUACUGCCAUGUUGUCAGUCCCACAGUGUUUUGUCCGCCCCACGGAGGCUAAGAAGGCAGCUGACGAGUCCAAGAUGAGGUUUGCUCACAUUGACGGAGACCACUUGACGCUGCUCAACGUCUACCAUGCCUUCAAACAAAACCAUGAAUCUAACCAGUGGUGCUAUGACAACUUUGUCAACUACCGUUCACUGAUGUCUGCUGACAACGUGCGGCAACAGCUGUCGAGGAUCAUGGACCGAUUCAGCCUGCCCCGUCGGAGCACAGAGUUCACCAGCAGAGAUUACUACAUCAACAUCCGCCGGGCGCUCUGCACCGGCUUCUUCAUGCAGGUGGCUCAUCUGGAGCGCACAGGUCAUUACCUCACGGUGAAAGACAACCAAGUGGUCCAGCUGCACCCGUCUACUGUGCUGGACCACAAGCCUGAAUGGGUGCUCUACAACGAGUUUGUCCUCACCACCAAGAACUACAUCCGCACUUGCACAGACAUCAAGCCAGAGUGGCUGGUGAAGAUCGCUCCCCAGUACUAUGAAAUGGGUAACUUCCCACAAUGUGAAGCUAAAAGACAGCUGGAGCGAAUCGUUGCCAAAUUGGAUACUAAGGAAUAUUCUCAGUACUGAACAAUGCGUGUCCUGGAAAUCAGUUGCAUACUAUAGUUUUAGAUCUUUCUGUACCAUUGUAUGCUAAAAUUUGGCAUUUUGAUUUUUAUAUUUUGAUUUUUUUUUUUCCUUUUCUUUUGUUUUUCCCCAUCAAUGUUUGUUCUGUAUCUAAGUGUAAUGUCAGAUUAAAUAUCAGCAGCAAGUAUUAGACCUGACUACAAAGAUUUCAGAAGGAAUAUCAAAAUCAUGUCAUUUAGAUGUGGUUGACUUUCCUUCAAGGGAUUGCCGAGUCAUUAAAAACAGAUUGUGCUUGCUUUGUUUCUUUAAUAAAGGAGCUUUGACUUAA
This is a messenger RNA of Solea solea (common sole), 2715 nucleotides long. Its product is annotated as ATP-dependent RNA helicase DHX15. The transcript is spliced from 14 exons. Gene Ontology annotation, cellular component: spliceosomal complex; intracellular anatomical structure. NCBI's taxonomy places the organism in Eukaryota, Metazoa, Chordata, Actinopteri, Pleuronectiformes, Soleidae. The record is from RefSeq and is a predicted model, not a curated record. The coding region runs from base 102 to 2390 and encodes 762 amino acids. Gene Ontology annotation, molecular function: RNA binding; RNA helicase activity; ATP binding.